Molecule: messenger RNA, 378 nt
Organism: Acanthocheilonema viteae
Lineage: Eukaryota; Metazoa; Nematoda; Chromadorea; Rhabditida; Onchocercidae
Source: the annotation of a GenBank genome assembly
CAAUGCCUUAUUCAAAAAUAUUAUGAUUUCGAAGUUGACACGACCCUAUGGGGAAAAGCAAUACGGUGUCCAAUGUGUUUGCUACCUCUCCUCUCGAAGGAUACUUACAGUGCGCCGUGUGGUCAUUCGCUUCAUAUACAGUGUUUCGAAAAAUGGAAAAACAUUGAUUCGGAAUGUCAAGUUUGUCGUAAGAAAGCAGUAUUCGAAAAUAUGGAUAAUGAUUUGUUGAGAAUAUUAACUGAAGAAACGCCUUCACUUAACCGAGACAAUUCAGAUGAGGCUGAACGCGAAUCGGACAAACUUCUAAGAGAAAAUACAACUUCACAUCUGAAAAUAAUACGAGCCGUCAUGUUGUUAGACACUGCACUGAAGUUAUAA